Molecule: messenger RNA, 680 nt
Organism: Aplysia californica (California sea hare)
Lineage: Eukaryota; Metazoa; Mollusca; Gastropoda; Aplysiida; Aplysiidae
Product: elongation of very long chain fatty acids protein 4
Biological process (GO): fatty acid elongation, monounsaturated fatty acid; fatty acid elongation, saturated fatty acid; sphingolipid biosynthetic process
Cellular component (GO): endoplasmic reticulum membrane
Molecular function (GO): fatty acid elongase activity
Source: RefSeq, a predicted model, not a curated record
AUGUUGUCAGUGGGAAUUAUCCGCAGCUAUGGUUUUUUCUGUCAGCCUGUCAACUAUGAUGACACUGCCAUUGGUAUUCGGGAGGCCAACGCAGCGUGGUGGUACUUUUUCUCCAAGGUCAUUGAGUUGUUGGACACGACAUUUUUCAUCCUGCGUAAGAAGAAUCGCCAGGUGACGUUCCUUCACGUCUACCACCACAGUACCAUGAUGGUCAUCUGUUGGUACGUGGCCAAGUACGUGCCGGGCGGAGAAAAGUUCUACAACGGCGGCUUCAACUGUCUGGUGCACGUGUUCAUGUACACUUACUACGGGCUGGCGGCCAUGGGGCCGGGCAUUCAGAAAUACCUCUGGUGGAAACGUUACCUCACCGAAUUCCAGUUGAUUCAGUUCCUGUUUGUGAACAUACGCUGCAUCGGAUCCUUCUUCAACGGACCGUGCGAGUACCCGCGGUGGAUCAACAUUGUAGCGUUAUUCUACUCAAGCUCUCUGCUCCUUCUCUUCCUCAACUUCUACCUCAAGUCCUACAAGGCAAAGCCCUUCGCUCUCAACGGAAAAGACAAAGUCAACGGAUCGGCAAACGGAGGAAAAAACGGGCUCGUAGAAGAUAUAAAGAAAGGAAACUAAGGCUCACUGAACUGAAAUCGCAUUAGUCUUUUUAAAAAAAUAAUUUUUGUUAUCGU